CCUAACAUUCGCUCCCCAAACACGGAGCAACGUGGAGGUGUUGUGCGUUCGUCCGUUCUUCCCUUCAAGCACCGUUCGAAAGUGAUCACGGGCGGGUGUUUUUAAACGUAAAAGAUGUUUGUCACCGUCACACUGCUGGUGACGGCGAUCACGUUCGUGUACGUGUAUCUGGCAUGGUACAGCAACUACUGGACGAAGCGGGGCGUUCCGGGACCGGCGCCCCGGCUACUGUUCGGUAACUUUCCUAGCUUCAUCCUGCGCAAUCGCCCGUUCGUGGACGACUUUCAGGACAUUUACGACAAGUACCGCUCGAAGGGCAAUGUGAUUGGAGUCUUCAAUGGGCGCCAACCGGCAGUGCUGGUGAUGAAGCCCGAACUCAUCAAAGACGUGCUGAUAAAGAACUUUAAACAGUUCCAAGAUAACGAGUUUGCCGAUUCGGUCAGCAAGGACAGCGAUCCCAUCUUUGGCCGCAAUCCCUUCAUGCUCAAGGGCGAAGAGUGGAAGGAGAAGCGUGCCGAGGUGACGCCGGCCUUUACCACAUCCCGGAUGAAGGCCCUGUUUCCGUUCGUGGAGGACGUAUCGAACCGGAUGAAGCAGUACAUCGCGCAGCACACUACCAAGGGACCGAUCGAGACGCGUGAGCUCUGUGCCAAGUACACGACCGACGUCGUGUCGAGCUGCAUCUUUGCGGCCGACGCGCAAUCGUUCACCAAGGAGAAGGCCGAAAUACGCGAGAUGGGCCGGAAGCUGCUCGAGCCGAACUUCCAAAUCGUCGUGAUGUUUCUGCUGAUCGGGUUAAUACCGGCGCUCAAGAAGCUGAUCAAGAUUUCGUUCGUGUCGAAAGAGAUCGAACAGUUCUUUACCGAUCUGAUGGAGAAAGCGGUCGCCUACCGGGAGCAGAACAAUGUUAAGCGCGUCGACUAUCUCGAUCAUCUGAUGGCACUGCGCGCGAAGAAGCAGCUCAGCUCGCUCGAUAUGGCCGCGCACGGUGUGACCUUCUUCAUCGAUGGCUUCGAAACGUCCAGCCUGGCAAUGUGCUUUACGCUUUACGAGCUGGCCAGAAAUCCGGAUUGCCAGGAGACGCUCCGGAGCGAACUGAUGGCCGCUCGGAAUGAGGACGGCAGCAUCGAUUACGAUGCACUGCUGGAACUGCCCUACCUCGAUCAGGUGUUGUACGAGGCACUGCGCAUUUGGCCACCGGCCGCCUUCUUGUCGAAGGUAUGCACCGUGCCCACCGAGCUGGAGGUAACGGACGGCCAGAAGGUGCUGAUCGAACGGGGCCUGCCGGUAAUGCUGCCCGUGUGGGCCGUCCAUCGCGACAAGGAGUACUACGAGGAGCCAGAACGCUUCAACCCGGACCGCUUCUCGCCGGCAACCGGCGGCACCAAGGUGUACCGCGAGAAGGGCUGCUUCCUACCGUUCGGCGACGGACCGCGGCAGUGUCUCGGCAUGCGCUUCGCACUGAUGCAGGUUAAGCGGGGUCUGUUCGAGGUGAUCACCAAGUACGAGGUGUCGGUCAACUCGAAAUCGAAACAGCCAAUCCAGCUGGAUCCGAAAGCGUUCAUCGUGUGUCCGCUGGGCGUGGGAGUGUGUGUUGUGGCCUUCGUCGCAUUAGUGUAUAUAUUUCUUACGUGGGAGUUUGGAUUCUGGGAGAAGUAUGGCGUCAAGGGACCGAAACCGAAAAUACUGCUCGGCAACAUACCGUACUUGCUGACCAAAAAGCGGCACACUGUCUACAAUUAUGAUCAACUUUACAAUGACUUCAAAAAUGAACCAGCCGUCGGAUUCUUCAGUAUACGGUCGCCUCAGCUAAUGGUACGUGAUCCGGAGCUGAUCAAAGAGGUGCUGAGCAAAGGCUUCCAAAACUUUGCCGAAAAUGAUUUUUCGGACACUGUUGACGAAAAGUCCGAUCCGCUGCUGGCCCGCAAUCCGUUCAGCUUGAGUGGGGAAAAAUGGAAAACUCGCCGGGCGGAGAUUACCCCUGGCUUCACCAACAACCGGAUUAAAGCGAUGGCACAUUUGAUGGACGAAGUUUGCGAACAUAUGACCGAUUAUUUGCGAACCCAGGCCAAAUCCAGUGACGGCGUAGCAACGUUGGAUGCAAAGGAGGUCAUGGCAAAGUACACCACCGAUGUGGUGGCUAGCUGCAUCUUCGCCAUCGAUGCCCAGUCGUUCGUGAAAGAAAAUCCGGAAAUUCGUCUGAUGGGCAAGCGUAUCAUGAACUUUAACUUUGUCGUGCAGCUUGCCCUGCUGGUAACGACCUUCUUCCCGUCGGUGAAGAAAUUCUACAGGUUUACCUUCAUCCCGAAGGAUACGGAGCAGUUCUUCAUUCGCAUCAUGCAGGACGCGAUACGCUAUCGGAAGGAGAAUAAAAUCAACCGGACCGAUUUUCUGGACCAUCUGCUGCAGCUGCAGGAUCGCAAGCAGAUUACGGACAUCGACAUCGCCGGGCAUGGUGUGUCGUUCUUUGCCGAUGGGUUUGAAACAUCCAGCAUCGUGCUAACCUACUGCCUGUACGAUCUGGCCAAAUAUACGGCCAUCCAGCAGGAGCUGCGCGAUGAAAUUGCAAAGGCAAAGCAGGUGGGCGGUGGAACCAUGUCGUACGAGCAGCUGGGUGAAAUGGCCCUGCUGGAACAGAUUAUUUGCGAAUCUAUGCGCAUCCAUCCGCUGAUAGCCGUCAUGGCCAAGCGGUGCACCGCCGAUACGACGCUCGUCGGGCCGAAGGAUCGUAAAAUAUUCGUCAAAAAGGGUACAACCGUUGUGCUGCCGUACUAUUCGAUCUGCUUCGAUGCGGAACACUUUGCCGAUCCGUAUAAGUACGACCCGAAACGGUUCGCGGCCGAAAACGGAGGCAGCAAGGCGUACCGCGAGCGUGGCGUUUACUUCCCGUUCGGCGAUGGUCCGCGCAUGUGUCUGGGGAUGCGUUUUGCUGUGACGCAGGUGAGACGGGCGAUAGUAGAGGUAGUGGAACGUUUCUCAAUCUCUGUCAGCAGCAAAACGAUUGAACCGUUCGAAAUGGAUCCGGACCAGUUUAUGUUGAUGCCCAAGGGCAGCAUUUGGUUGGACUUUAAACCAAUUGCAUAAUACUGAGCACGCAUUUUUAUUCACGUUGACAAGGUGCAAUGUAUGUAACUCGGAGUAACAAUAUAAUAAGGUAAAAGUUUUGAAAACGAAAGCCUAAUUCAUAACAUUUCGUGAUACACGAAAACAGAGAGCUUCACAGAGAUGCAAGGAUCGACCUUUAUAGAAAAAAACGCUGAACCGUAAUAAAGCAACACACAAAACGUGAACAAAUUAACAGCAAAACAAUAAAAGAGUAAACAUACCUAAA
This is a messenger RNA of Anopheles arabiensis, 3331 nucleotides long. RefSeq names its product probable cytochrome P450 28a5. The record is from RefSeq and is a predicted model, not a curated record. The transcript is spliced from 9 exons. Gene Ontology annotation, molecular function: monooxygenase activity; heme binding; oxidoreductase activity, acting on paired donors, with incorporation or reduction of molecular oxygen. Bases 115 to 3084 code for a protein of 989 amino acids. Lineage: Eukaryota; Metazoa; Arthropoda; Insecta; Diptera; Culicidae.